Molecule: messenger RNA, 969 nt
Organism: Nymphaea colorata (pocket water lily)
Lineage: Eukaryota; Viridiplantae; Streptophyta; Magnoliopsida; Nymphaeales; Nymphaeaceae
Product: NDR1/HIN1-like protein 3
Exons: 1
Coding region: 77-787 (236 amino acids)
Cellular component (GO): plasma membrane
Source: RefSeq, a predicted model, not a curated record
UCCUCUCGAUCUAUCUCCUUCUUCCUGGGCCUCAACAACGCUUCAAGUUUCAGACCAAUUAACUUCCUUUGCUCUCAUGGCCGAGUCCAAGCCGGCCAAUCCCAAUGGAGCCUACUAUGGUGGUGCUCAAGGGAUCCCAACCCCUCCCCAGAACCCCCCACAGGCCUACUACAGCCACGGCCGCGGCCACCGCUCCUGCGGCUGCUGCUGCAUCAUAGGCACCUUACUCAAGCUCAUCGUCUCCAUUGUUGUCAUUCUUGGCAUCGCCGCUCUCAUCAUCUGGCUCGUGCUCCGGCCAUCGGCAGUCAAGUUCUACGUAGAAGAUGUAUCGCUGACGCAAUUCAACCUGGCGAACACGAGCACUCUGCACUACGAUCUCAAACUGAAUGUUAGCAUCAGGAACCCCAACAGGAAGAUCGGGAUCGACUACGACAAGCUCGAGGUGGCGGCGUACUACGCCGAUGAGCGUUUCGGAUGGGUUCAGCUGCCUGGUUUCUAUCAGGGGCAUAAGAACACCUCCAUACUGCAGACUGCCUUCAAGGGGCAAUCUUUGAUGGUUCCUGGUGACUCCAUUGCUAAUAUCUUCAAUGAACAGAAAGCAAGCGGAUCUUACUAUGUAGACGUGAAGAUUAAGCCCAAGAUGAGGUUCAAGAUUGGGCAAUUGAAGACAACCAAGUAUAGCCCAAAUGUUUGGUGCUACCUGGAGGUUCCGUUGAACUCCGUGAACUCAUCAUCACCUGCCACUGGUGGGUUCACAAGGACCAAAUGUGAUGUGGACUACUUUUAGGUUUUUGGGUUUUUUUUUUUUUCUUUUCAUUCUUUUUUAUGUCCACAUUUGUUCUUGUUAUGUGCUUUUGGACAGAUCUUGCUGUGUUCAUUAGAUGCGUUUAGUGAUUAAGAUUCUUCUCUUUUUUUGGUCUUUUUGUGUGUAUAUCAGUAUGUAAUAAAACUCAUUUUCUUUACAGAGGA